CUGACCCGCCGCUUCAUCGGAGAGUACGCGUCCAGCGCCGAAUGCAUCUACACGAAGCUCUUGUGCCUGGAUGGGAGGCAGAUCCACCUGGAAAUUUAUGACCCUUGUUCACAGCCACAGCAGGGGAAGCUUUCCCUCACAGAUGAGCUCCACUGGGCUGAUGGAUUUAUCAUUGUUUACGACAUCAGCGACAGAGCAUCAUUUGCAUUUGCAAAAGCCCUGCUGUACAGGAUCCGGGAGUCUCACAUAGGAGUUUGUAAAAAAAUGCUUGAGCCAUCAAUAUUUUUGGUGGGCAAUAAACAGGAUUUAUGCCACAUGAGGGAAGUUGGCUGGGAUGAAGGACAGAAGCUGGCAAUAGAUAACAAGUGCCAGUUCUGUGAACUGUCUGCAGCAGAGAAUUAUCAGGAGGUUGUGGCAAUGUUCACCAAAGUCCUGAGGAAUAUCACUUCCAAUUUCAAAGUCAAAGAAAAGAGAAGACCAAGUGGUUCCAAGUCGAUGGCCAAAUUAAUCAACAAUGUGUUUGGAAAGAGAAGGAAAUCUGUGUAACAGAUUGUUAUUCUUGAAGUUGGAACAAGCUGAAAUAAUGGAGCAGAGGCAGCUCUUGGGAUUCACUGAAUUUCCUCCAAAGGUCAAUAUCUGGAGGAGUGAGACAGCAGAAACCAAAGGUGGGGGAUAGUAUGGUCUAGACCUAGAAGAGACCUUCUGUUUCAAGCUCUGCUACAGAUUUACUGUUUAGGGCUGUGCCACUUUGUAAGCUGCUCCAGAGGAGAGGUUUAGUCUGUAUUUAUUCAACACCAACAUGGUCUUGGAUAGAGCUUCUAGGUGCAACUGAAAUAUAAACAGUUAUUUCACAGGUUCACUUAUAUCGGAAAAGACCUUUAAGAUCAUCAAAUCUAGCCAUUAACCAAACACUACCAAGUCUGCCACUAAACCAUGUCCCUAAGUGCCACAUAAUAUCCAGUAAACUCAGCCUUGCUGAUCAAAAUCUUACUUCAGAAUUCUGAGUUUUGCAUUUUUUUAGUAUUUUUUUAUUUUUUUUUUUUUUUGUGCAAGAACAUUUGCACUAAAGGAAAGCAAAAUACUGUGGCUUCAUGUGGUAAUGUUAUUUGCAUUUAACUCAGGUCCUUGUGUGCCUUACACUUGCUGAAAUUCAUAUGAAUUAAAUUUUGUUUUGACACCAAAUCUACAAAAGGUAUUUAUUUACCUGCAAAGCCACCUUGCAGGGGCACCAGAAGCAGGGAAGCAGAUACAUAAAGCAGUAUUGUCUUCUGUUCAGUAUCUUUUUUUCCUCUGUUCCAUGAGUGAUGAAAGAAAGUAGAGAGGGUUGAGGAGUGUGGGAACUGAAAUGUUGGUGAAAUGUUAGUCAGUGACUCUGGACUCUUUUGGCAAGGUUGUUGUUGGGUGAAAUAAUUUCACAGCAAGGGCCAGCAUAAGGUUGGUCCCUUUCACAGAAGAGUUUUUGUGAGCUUUAACAAAAGUUUCAUUAGCUGUAAGGUGGAUGUGGCUGCUCCAUCUCAGAUGGCAGCAGAAGCUUGGAAAGCACAUGGGCUGGUAGAGAGCACAAGCUCCUUAGGAUGUCUGGCUGGAUUUAAAGGUCAGAGCUGUGCUCACAGAGAGUGUUUUUCCUAAUAACCAAUGUCCUUACAACUACUCACGGCUGUGGUAUUGAAAUGCCACUGGAGAAAGCACAAAGUGCUGUUAGCUACACUCUUCAGAUGUGGAUAUUAAACAUCAGAUGGGUGUAAAUAUGCUGUCAGCUGGCAGAGUUCUUACUCCAGACAGCUAAAUAAGGGCUUAGCCCAGCAUGUUUGCAAGUGCUGUGCUCAUACAGGAAUUAUGAAAGGGAAGUGAUCUGAAUUGCUGCCUCCUACCCACUCCAGGGGACAGCUGGGGUUCAGUCUUUGUAGGAUGCUGAGUUGAAGCCUACCUCUGCUCUGAAAUUUUACCUGCAUUGAGACUAGAAAGGUUAUUUUCAGUUUUUGCGUGGUCACCCAUAAGACAACAUAAAAAGGUCACACAUAAUCUUAGCACUAAGGUUGUGAAACAGUACUAAAGCACAUUUUAUUCUAUUGACCAAAGAUCACAUUCUUUCUUUAAGCAAAAGAUCCUGUUUAUUUCACUUGUUAUAAGACUACAAAUACUGGAACAUAGUUCUCAGCUGACAGGCCCAGCAUUGCUUUGUUUUUCUGUAGAUGCUGCUCUGCCAUAUCAGAAUUGUAUUUUAACUGUAUGGUCAAUACCUAUGAGGCUGAAUGUGCAGAUUACUCAUGUACACCCUUCAUCUUCCCAGCCCACACAGCAUUCCAGAACCAUUAACAGACAGUUGUAGCUUUAUCCUGCCCUAGCAUUGCCAGAUUCCAGAACUCUUAUUUGUAUUUACUGCUCUGGUAUUAAAUAAACUGGAUAUAAGAUGGA
This is a messenger RNA of Cyanistes caeruleus (blue tit), 2415 nucleotides long. The record is from RefSeq and is a predicted model, not a curated record. NCBI's taxonomy places the organism in Eukaryota, Metazoa, Chordata, Aves, Passeriformes, Paridae.